Messenger RNA from Drosophila kikkawai, 1312 nucleotides. Its product is annotated as alpha-ketoglutarate-dependent dioxygenase alkB homolog 6. Gene Ontology annotation, cellular component: nucleus. The record is from RefSeq and is a predicted model, not a curated record. Lineage: Eukaryota; Metazoa; Arthropoda; Insecta; Diptera; Drosophilidae.
AAAUCGAAAGCCCGAGCAAAAUAUUGAUUAGCAAUAACUGUAGCUUUAGCUUUAGCGUAGCAAGUCCGUUUGAUUAGCCGUAGACAUGGACUUCACGGGCUUCGAAGUGCGCAAGUGCCCGCCGACUGUCAUGUACAUUCCUAACUUCAUCACAUCCGAGGAGGAGCAGCGCAUCCUCAGCCACAUUGAGCGUACACCCAAGCCGCGCUGGACCCAGUUGCUCAACCGGCGGCUGGUCAACUAUGGCGGCAUCCCGCAUCCCAAUGGCAUGAUUGCCGAGGAGAUACCCGAGUGGCUGCAGACCUACGUGGACAAGGUAAACAAUCUGGGCGUCUUCGAGUCGCCGCAGAAUGCCAACCAUGUGCUGGUCAAUGAGUAUCUGCCCGGGCAGGGCAUCCUGCCCCACACGGACGGACCGCUCUUCUAUCCUAUUAUAUCGACGAUCUCGUGCGGGUCACACACUGUACUGGAGUUUGGUAAGCGGGAAACCGAGGAGGAUCAACAGGCGGCUCCCCGUGAGGUGCUCUUCAAGCUGCUGCUGGAACCGCGCAGUCUGCUUAUCUUGAAGGACACUCUGUACAGCGACUAUCUGCACUCCAUAGCGGAGAACAACGAGGAUGUGCUCUGCGAUCGCAUUUGCAACUAUGAUCUGUGCGAGAAUACCUACAAGAUUGGCGAUCACCUAGUUCGCCGCUCGCCACGCAUUUCCCUCACCAUCCGCAACGUGCCCAAGACGAGCAAGAUGAAGCUCAAGUUUUGCUAGGGAAGCUGGUCCUUCCCCGUCAUUUUGCACUUACAUACCUAGAUGUUGUUGAUGUUGACUAAACGCACGUUUAACCAAAGACCCAAUUAGGUCAGGUGGCAUCCUGGAGGAGCUCUUGUAUCUUCCGCUAGUUGUUUAAGCACCACUCGCACCACCAACUCUCUAUCACGAGCAACCACUCACACAAAAGUGCUUUAUUUUAACGUUAACAUUAUGUGUACAUAUUAUAUAGAAAUGUUUGUAAUCCAUAAGUUGCGCCUUGAUCUGAGGACAGACUCGGGCUAUGUAGCCCGAUUCCACCUGUUCCCCCGCCGGCGGCCUUUAGAUUUAGUUACGCGAGCAAUUGUUGAGAGAGCAAUCCACCACACACGGUCUAGAUUUUGUGAAAUAUGUACUAUAUAUAUGUAGCUGAAAAAGGUAUAUGGAGGAGCACGCUAUGUACUCCAAGCACCCGUGCCCGUCUCCUGUCUCCCGUGUCCAAGUGUAUUUUUGUAACCGUUUUUUUUUCACCGCGCGAAGAGUUUGCAAUAAACGUUACUGUCCACCACA